AUGCCAUUAAAUAAUAAUAACAUUUUCCUAGCUACAAGCCCCAACACCAUCGAUAUCACUGAUAAUAAUGGCAUGUCAAAGAGAAAAAAAAGUGCCAAUAAUUUAAUAUUUACACCUUAUAAACAAAACGUUGGCAGCAUAGAUAAUAAUCAUCUCAAUUGCGAUUAUUCAGAACAACCCAUGAUAAUUAAACAAGAAAUAGUCAUAGAUGAUAAUGACGAAGAUGAUGUAAUAUACGUUUACGAUGAUGAAGAUUAUGAUGACUAUGAUGAUAAUUUGUUAGAUACUACAGAUUAUGGUUACAUCUCAGACAAUAACGUCGUUAAUACUACAAAUAAUAGGAAACGUAGUACAACUACUGCAAACAGCAACAACACGUACGGCAUUCAUAACUACAAAAGGCACAAUAUUCAGAAGAAAGGGCACAAUAUUAUAGUCAUACCAAGACCGGUUCACACACCUCAAACAACUACCAUAAAUACAAAUGGAGCCUGUAAUAGUAUUAGUCGUACUCAAAAUAAAAACAAAGAAGAUAUUCCAAAAACUCCAUUUUUCAUCAAGGACUCUAUUUGUACAAUGAGCCUGAACGCUACUAGAGACAUUACUGCUACUGAUGAUAACAUGAAAACUAUACUCGACACUAAAAAUACUAACAGCCCUCACAAUAAUGAUGCAAAAAAUAAUGUAUCCAAAAAGUCAAAUUUUGACGAGGAUUACUCUUAUUAUAACAAUAUGUUUCAAGGGUUUACAAUAAGAAACAAAAGAAAUGCCAGCGUCACCAAUGGGAGUGGUAUGACUAGGAGUGAGGGCCAUUUGAAUUUAUCUGUCGAAGGAUCUGAUACUGCUACUAAUAAUCAAAAUGCCACAACAACACCAGUAAUAAAAGUUCGGGGUGUCAGUUCUACCAGACAGCCUUCCAUUAAUGAAUAUUUAUCUAAGUGGAGCCCCUUCAAAGACUUUAAACAUGAUAAUGAUGGUACUGACUUUAAUCCUCAUGAUAAACGCAACGACCAUUUCUUACAAAAUACUACACCAUGUAAGCCUUCUUUAAAGUUGGACUUGUGCCCAGAUAAGUCAUCCACCGCUGCCGCAGGCAUGUCUUUAAAAAGAAGCAUAAGUAAAAGUGAAUUGUCUCCGUUUGUCAACAAAAAUAGCAUGGUUAACAUUCAAAAUGUUGAUGCUGAAGGACUACGUAAGUGGGUAUUAGACAAGAAAAACGUCAAUACCAUUAUUAGUACCCAUGGAGAUGACAAUAAAAGUGUCUUUGAUCCUGAUCUUCUAUCACCGACGCCAAAUAGAGUAUUUAAACUUAAUACUAUUAGACAUACUGCACAUAAUAGCAGUGGUAACUCUAACAACAACAACAACAACAACAACAACAACAAUAAUAAUAAUAAUAAUAGUAGUAGUAGUAGUAGCAGUAGUAGAGUUAAAACUACUGCUAAUAAUACCAGCACAAAUGAAACCACUAGCAUGGUUUCUCCAUUCCCUGUUAAUAAACUGCGAAAGACCUCUAAUGGGUUCAACAAUGAUAAUCACGCAUCAUCUUCAUCGUAUUCUUUUAUCAACGCUAAACCAGACCAAUCUGUGUUUCAAUCGUCUGGAUUGAAAUCUAAGUUAACUGCGUAUCAAAAUAACAAUGUACCAAGUAGUACUAAUGCCUUUGGCGAAUUGAAAUUUAAUAAUACCACUACUACUAUUAACAAUCAAGGGUUCAACAACAAUGUGGUCCUUAAUAAGAAUAUAGUUGGAAAUGUGAAAUUAUCAAAUAGUAUACAACGACAACAUAAGCAUUACCAAUACGAACAAAACCACAACAAUGCAUUGCCUCCCAAGAUUAAUAAUCCUGCUGUUAAUAUUGAAAAUUCGAGUAAUACCUUUAAUAGCAAUAUAUCUAGCAUGAUACCGAAUACCCCAAUAAAAAAAUCACCAUAUCUUGCGUCUUCUGGUAUUAAUGCUGCUUACAGCACCGCUUUAAAAUCACCUUUUGAGCAUCCAAUAUUUGGAAACCUUCCACCGUCAAAUAAUAAUACUAGCAGUAAUAGUAAUAGACCAACUAGUUUGUCAUCAAGUAGCGGUACUGCACACAAUCGUGGACGUAGAAUUAUUAGCUCUUCGUCAAGUAAUGGCACUGCACACAACAACACUUCUGAACAGACCAGUUUAUUUUCCAACAUGUUAACUACAGAUUUUUCCGUUUCACAUGACAUGAAUUGUUUCAAAAGUUCCCCUAUUGAAGCAAUAACGGUCAAGACAUCUGAUAUUGACAAUAACACUGAAGAUAUACUAGAGUUUGAUAAACAUAGCAGUAAAAACAAUAACGAAUAUAACCCAAUUCAUAAUUUCAUGAAUAGGAAGAUUAUAAUGAAUAAUCGCUUAAAUGCUAAUACCCCAAUAGCUUCUAAAAAAAACAUAUUUGCAACAAGUGGUGAUUCAACGGCUAAGAGUAACAAUUUCCAAUUAAACGAAUAUAAUAAUAGCAGCAUGAAUGUUUUACCCACGAUGAAAAAUAGACAGUCCAAGGUGAUUAACAACAAAGAACUAUUAAACACAUUACAAAGAUUUACCGAUGAUUUAUAUGGUAAUAACGCAGAUACAGAUUCUUUAUUUGGCAAUUCACCAAUACACACACCCACAAAAAGGAACAAUAAAUUGAGAAUAACUCCGCAACAACAGCCCAAGACUAUUUUCGGUAGUAAUGGAAAUUUGUUGAAUCCGCAAGUCACUUCGGGUUCUCGCACAAGCAGUGAUGGAACUAAUAACAACAACAUUAAUACUAAAUUUAUGGGAAACACAGAACUUAAAAAAAACAACAGUGGUAGCAGCAAUGGAAAUACAUCGUAUAUGUCCGGUACGAUUUUUGCAACAGCAUCUAGUAAUGCUACAACUGUGAAAACUAAUAGCAGUAAUGGUAGUGACAAUAGAAAUAUAGUGAACACUAAGGGGUCUGAAACCUCGUUCAUUGAAAAUAGUAAUCUGGCGACAUCGUACUCGUCAGAAUGCCUACCAACCGACAAAACAGGAGGUGUUGUUGAAGAACUUGACGCGGAAUGUAUUUUCACUGGUGACAUUGAUACGCCUAUAGGAGUUGACCCAUACUUGUCGUCAAAGUUCCAGAAUGUUACUUAUAUUGGUAAGGGUUCAUUUUCUAAUGCCUACACAGUGUGGGAUCCUUCAACCAAGCGAUGUUUUGCUGUAAAAACUAUUAAACCUAAACCUACGUUAAAACAAGCAGUUCUAAAUGAAAUUAGUAUACUGGAAUAUAUAGAGCAUGUCAAGUCGGUUAGUACCACAAAUUAUAAAAAAUGUAAUAACAUUAAGAGUUUAAUUAAUAACAACAAUUCUCUAGAUGAAAAAAUGCUAAUGAUAAGUGAUGGCAAUGUUAGUGUUCAAAAUAACGAUGCUAUAGGUGGCAGUUGUGUUUUCAGUAAUGGCAUUAGGACCAAUAAUAAUAAUAACCAUAUGAACGACUACAUUGAUGAGGAUCCACUAGUUUUACAUAAACCCCACAAAAGUAGUACAUUUCGUAAAAGAAGGAAUAAUCAUAAUGUAUUCAGUUUUUCUAACCAUAAAUCUGAAGACGAUAUUACAGAUGAUUAUGAGGAUAAGACAACUGUAUACACUGGAAUACGAAAACAACAAAGGGAGGAUAAAAAGGAGAUGGUAGAUGGGAGUGGGAAAGAAUAUAUUUUAGAUUUUAUAACUAGUUGGACAUCUAUUGCCAAUAGUAAUACGUAUUAUAUUGCCACAGAGUAUUAUGAAAAUGGAACAUUGAACAAUUUUUUGCAAGAAAAUGUGAUUAGUAAACAAGCAAGGUUAGAGGAUUGGAGGAUUUGGAAAAUUAUAGUUGAAAUCAGCAGUGGUCUCAGAUUUUUACAUGAAUCAUGUCACAUUGUCCACUUGGACAUAAAACCGUCAAAUAUAUUUGUUACUUUUGGAGGAUCUUUAAAAAUUGGGGACUUUGGUAUGGCUACAAAAUUACCGCUAACCAAUAAAUUAUUUGAAAACGAAGGUGAUAGAGAAUAUAUUGCACCUGAAAUCAUCACAGACAGUAUUUACGAUUUUAAGGCGGAUAUUUUUUCGCUAGGGUUGAUGAUAGUGGAAAUUGCUGCAAAUGUUAUCUUACCGGAUAAUGGGAACGCUUGGCAUAAGUUAAGAUCAGGUGACUUGUCUGAUGCUGGGAGAUUAAGUUCUACAGAAAUAAGUGCUGCUGCGGCGGUGGUGGCUGCAGCUAAUACAACACCAACCACAUCAUCUUCGGUGUCUAGUGAUGUGGUUGGAAAUGAUGGCCAUUCCUUAUAUAACAAAAAUAAUCAAGCUAAUAAGUCAAGGAUCACGCAGGUCUCGUCUGCAUCGAAUUAUCUGGGCAAAAAUGUUAUGAAUGAGAUUAGUCGUAAAACUGGAGAAAAAAUACCUGCUUGGGUCCCAAAAUUUUUAAUUGAUGGAGAAAGUUUAGACAAGAUGGUUAAAUGGAUGAUUGAGCCUGAUUAUAAUCAAAGACCUUCAGCAAACGAGAUUUUGCAUACUGAGGAGUGUGAAUAUGUAGAAUUGACGAGACAAGCAAGUGCUACCAUACAAGAGGAUUAUUUUGGGCCCAAGCCAGAUUUUUUUUGA
Saccharomycodes ludwigii is the source of this 4614-nucleotide messenger RNA. It is a transcript of the gene SWE1, whose product is annotated as tyrosine protein kinase SWE1. Bases 1 to 4614 code for a protein of 1537 amino acids. The transcript has a single exon. NCBI's taxonomy places the organism in Eukaryota, Fungi, Ascomycota, Saccharomycetes, Saccharomycodales, Saccharomycodaceae. Gene Ontology annotation, molecular function: ATP binding; protein kinase activity. Gene Ontology annotation, biological process: protein phosphorylation. The record is from RefSeq and is a predicted model, not a curated record.